Adineta ricciae is the source of this 1650-nucleotide messenger RNA. Lineage: Eukaryota; Metazoa; Rotifera; Eurotatoria; Adinetida; Adinetidae. The record is from the annotation of a GenBank genome assembly.
AUGGCAACUGUUGGCGUCGUUUUACCGACAUCAAGUUCGUUUGUCUACGAAGAUUUAGUUUCUCAAGUGCAAACAAUUCAAACUCAAAUGAUUGAAAUGGAAAAUUUUCUCGAUAAUCAAUGGGAAAAAAACAAGAAAAUGCAAAGUGAACUCAAAUCGCGUUCUCUGACCUUCAUCGAUCCAUAUGGAAAUCGAACGAAGAUAAAAUGUAUGGAUCAUGAAACUAUCAGUAAAACAAUUAAAAAAUACAGAAAAGAAUAUGUUCCCAAAUACUUACAACCAUGGAUCAAAGUUGGUCUUUUAAAUGAAAGUACUAUUUCGCCCUUGAGCGAAUCUGCUUUAAAAUCGUCUGUAUCAAACUUCACAGCUAGCCAUGAAUUUGUUUCAUAUGGUGAAGUAACUGUAUGGAUGAGAAUCCAUGAGUCAUUUCUAACAAAAAAGGUUGUUAUUAAUGUAUUAUUAUCGGACGACUUAGAGAAAAUCAAAAUGAGAGUUAAAGAACGCCGGCGAUUUACAGAUCUGGAAUUAAAAAUGUCCACAGUAGAAGAAAAUAAAACACCAAGCGAGAAGGAUUGGACUGAAGGUACACCUCUAAAAUCCAAGGAUACAGUUAUGUCAAGUCAACUGUAUCUACAAAACAGUAUCAUACUGGCAAAAGUCCACAACAAACAAACUCAUUCAAGUGACAAAGGGCAAUUCUUGAUAUUUGUGAAAACUCUUACCGGACAAAGUAUGACUCUUGAAGUUACUUCAAAGAUGAAAGUUCAAGAUUUGAAGAAAUUAAUUGAAGAAACAGAUGGUAUCUGCAUUGAUCAACAACGGAUAAUAUUUAUGGGAAUACAACUAGAAGAUGGUAGAGCACUAAGUGACUACAAUGUCCAGAAAGAAAGUACGUUACAUUUGGUAUUGCGAUUACGUGGUGGCAUGUAUCAUUUUACCAGUGGUCGACAAGAUUUCGAAGAUUUGCCUGUUACCAGCUCUAAUGCGAUUAAAGAGGUGCUCGCAUUCAAACUUAGCAGCAUACACGACACCAAACAAUUGUCGCCAUCUGAGCUACAGAAUUCACUUUUACAAGGAAAAGCUAUUCUUUCAUCUUUGUACCAAGAAAUCAAUGAAAUCUAUAUUCCAGAUAGUAUUUCAAAUUUGAGAAAUAUGAUCUUGCCAGCACCUAUCGAUGAUGCACAAGAUGAUGAAACUUCCACACAAAAACAACUUCGAGUCUACCGAUUAUUAGAACGACAAACUCUCAAACAACUCCUCAUCAAAGAAGAACAACUCCGACUUGCACCACAAACACAACAACUACUCGCAUCCAUUCAAGAUCGAACUGACAUCGACUGGAUGGAUGUCAUUGCUCAACUUCAAACUACACUCGUCAAAGAAACUAUCGGCGAAGAUGCGACUGAAAACGAAAUUCAACAUGCUCUCACUAUCUUCAGAAGUGCGCAUCAGAUCUAUGCAGACGAUCAAGAAUUCCAAAAUCUCUCUCUCUAUGUUCGACAUAAUCGUGCACGACUAGGUCAUCUCAAACUUGCUGAUCAAGCACCAGACGUACAACUACUAGACCUAAACAAUCACUUUCAUUCAUUGUUAUCUCAUUGUCAUUCUCCUCAUCGACCUCUCUUGAUCAUUGCUGGCUCAUACACAUGA